Prorocentrum cordatum is the source of this 1041-nucleotide messenger RNA. The record is from the annotation of a GenBank genome assembly. NCBI's taxonomy places the organism in Eukaryota, Dinophyceae, Prorocentrales, Prorocentraceae.
AUGGCGACGGCAGAGGACAGGAAGUCUCGAGAGACGUGCACUGACCACAAGAAGUUGUCAGAGGUCAUUUUGCCGUUCGUGGACGGCCCCGCGUUUGUGAAGUACGGCACUCACCCAGGCCAGGACAAACUCACGGAUGAUUGCAUUCUAGCCCUGCAGAGGGACGCCAAAAUGUUGCGGGCCAUCAGGGGCGUCUCUUCGAACCUCACGAUGACGAAGGCGGCGGAGUGGACCUACGACGACCAGCAGAUGGAGAGCUGGGCGAUCGAGAAGUCGAGCAUGCUGAGGUCCAUGGCAAAGCACUUGUACCAGCCCUUGCGGAACUACACAGCAGGCAAAACGUAUCCUAAGUGGUUCGCCAAAUUCGUCAGGAUUGCCCAUGGUGCCCCAGCAGCUUCGCCUUCUCCGACCCAGUCGCCUCCGUUCGACAGCUCGCCCACUACCCGCCCAAGCCGAGAACCUGAGGGCAACGCGGAGCAGCUUCCGCCGACGGGUGAGACCAGCGUGUACCAUCACUGGGGGUGGGACUCCGCGCAGGGGAAGGCGUGGCGAUCAAAAAAAAAAACAGGCCCAUACGAGUUGACAGAUGAGAUCUUCGCGCCAGAGGGCGCGACGGACACCAGCACCAUGAGAGCGAGGUUCUCCGACGGGAUGGUCUACGCGCUGCCGACGUUGACGAAGCUGGCGUUCGAGAGCAUCGGCACUGAGAAGAAGACAGCAUCCAAGCAGUCGUUCGUCGGCCACAAGGGCGAUGAGAGAGUCACAGUCACGGAGAAGCAGCUGAGGACCAGAAAUGACAAGACCCUGGAGAUUGGCCUCGUCAUCAACGUAGACGGCCGACAAAAAGUACAGCUCAGCUACGAUCAUUGCCCUGCUGAGCAAGCCCGUGAGAAGAUGCACACCUGGGCCAAAGCCUACAUCAGCAACACCAUGACGAUUGAUGAGAUCAAGGCCGCCAGGUGCAUACCGUCGAGGAAGCGGCCUGCAGCGGCAUCGGCAACUACGCCAGCAAUGAAACGCCCUGCAGCUGCGACGGCCAUC